UGCAAUUACCGUUAUUAUAAAUAAAAAAGAGAGAGCUACAAGAACAGUUGUAUUGUAAUAGUUUCUGUUAGGGACAGGUAAUACCGUUUCGAUUUUGUCGGAGACUCCAGAAAAAAUGAGUAUUGUUGCUCCAUUAACCUCUGCAUGAGUGUUCUAUUGUUGGACAAUGAGAUUUCAUGUUUCAACAUUUGGAUAUCAGUUACGAAUUUUGAACAUUACGCCAUUGAAACCCACAACUAGAGUUUUCUAUCAACCCAUAAAGUAUAGAAAUUUUCAUUCCCCCGUUUCAUCUGGGACUCCACCGAAAGCCCAUUUGGACUCUGAAAAAAGCCACAGAACCAGUAAAUCUCUUGUUUCAUUCAACGCCCGGAUCACGAAACAUGGAAGAAAUGGUGAUAUUAGAGAAGCUGAGUCAGUUUUCUUUGGUAUGCCGAACAAAAAUAUCAUAUCUUGGACAGCCAUGCUUUCUGCUUAUGCGCAAAAUGGAGACAUUGACAAUGCACGGAAGAUGUUUGAUAAAAUGCCUGAACGAAGUAUUGCUUCGUAUAAUGCGAUGAUAACAGCUUAUAUUAGGAAGAAUUGUAUGAUAAAUGAAGCUUUUGAGUUGUUUUCUGGGAUGUUUGAGCGGAAUGCAAUCUCUUAUGCUGCUAUGGUUACGGGUUUUGUGCAAGCGAGGAUGUUUGACAAGGCGAAGAAGUUGUACUUUGAGAUGCCAACUGAAUUGCGAGAUCCGGUUUGUUCCAAUGCGUUGAUCAGUGGCUAUUUGAAGCUGGGAAGGUUAGAAGAGGCACUAUGUAUUUUUGAUGGAAUGUUGGUUAAGGAUGUGGUUUCGUGGAGCUCCAUGGUUGAUGGGUAUUGCAAAGCAGGAAGGGUUGAUGAUGCUAGAUAUUUAUUUGAUAAGAUGCCUGAUAGAAAUGUGGUUACCUGGACAACGAUCAUUGAUGGGUAUAUGAAGAGUGAGAAUUUUGAAGAAGGGUUUAAAAUGUUUCUAAAUAUGAAAAGAGAAAGUAGAGUGGAAGUUAAUCCCAUUACUUUGACUGUAAUGUUUGAGGCCUGUGGCAGUUUGUCAAAAUAUGAAGAAGGUAUUCAGAUGCAUGGGUUAGUUUCACGAAUGGGAUUAGAGUUUGAAGUCUUCUUAGGAAAUUCUAUCAUUACCAUGUAUUGCAGAUUUGGCUGUAUAGAUGCAGCUAGUAAGAUGUUCCAUAUGAUGACCAAGAGAGAUGUAGUAUCAUGGAAUUCCUUGAUUGGUGGUUAUGUUCAAUGUUCUGAAAUGGAAAAAGCUUUUGAAGUUUUUGAGAGGAUGCCUAAGAAGGAUGUAGUUUCUUGGACGACUAUGAUUUCAGGAUUUUUUAGUGAAGGGCUGACUGAGAAAGCCGUCCAAUUGUUUGGAAUGAUGCCCAUAAAAGAUACUGUUUCUUGGACUGCUAUAAUUUCUGGCUUUGUUAAUAAUGAGGGAUAUGAAGAAGCUUUUCGUUGGUUUACUGAGAUGCUAGGCAAUGCUAUCAAGCUUACUCCAAUUACUUUGAGCUGCAUGCUCAGUGCAUCAGCUGGUUUAGCAACUCUGAACCAAGGAUUACAAAUCCAUGCUGUAGUAAUAAAGAUGAAUAUGGAUUUCGAUUUGCGGAUCCAAAAUUCUCUAGUCUCAAUGUAUAUGAAAUGUGGAAGCUUUCCUGAUGCUUGGCAGGUUUUCAUGAAUAUUGAUUCACCAAAUACCGUUUCUUUUAACUCGAUGAUUAGUGGACUUGCACAAAAUGGUCUUGCCAAAGAAGCACUAAAUUUAUUUAGCAAAAUGCAGAAUAAAGGAUGCAAGCCAAACCAAGUUACCUUUCUUGGUGUUCUUUCAGCUUGCGUCCAUGUGGGAUUAGUAGAAGAUGGGUGGAAAUACUUUAAAUUGAUGAAAUCUUUAUACAAUAUUGAAGCAGUGGCUGACCAUUAUGCUUGCAUGGUCGAUCUCCUUGGUCGAGCAGGGUUACUAGAUGAAGCUAUGGAGUUGAUCCACUCAAUGCCCUUUGAGCCUCAUCCUGGAGUUUGGGGUGCCCUUCUUGGAGCAAGCAUGACACAUUUACGUCUUGAUCUUGCAGAAGUGGCAGCUCAACAACUUAUUGAAUUGGAACCUGAUAAUGCAACUCCUUAUGUGGUCAUGUCUAACUUGUGUUUUGUUUCUGGGAAAAAAGAUGGUGAGCAGCUAAGGAUGAGCAAGAGAUUAAAGAGGAUAAGGAAGAGUCCAGGUUGUAGCUGGAUCAUGGUGAAGGAUAAGGUUCAUUUGUUUCUUGCAGGAGAUCAAUCUCAUAUGGAGAUAGAACAUAUUAAAGCUGUACUCUCAAUGAUAAUGAUAGACAUGAGACAGCUGCACUUUCAUGGUUAAGGACAACUCAUUCUUCAGCUUGAACUUUUUUCUUGGUAAAAUAUUUACAUGUUUUCAAGUAUACAUUUUCAUUAUGCUUGAUGAGAAAUUAAUGUGAAGCUAUUAGGGCUUUCUCUAGCAAGAAAAUGAAGUUUGUCAUUUGUUUAUGAGAAGUCUUUGUCUUGAGGAGAAAUUAAACCAAGGGCACUUACUGAAGAGCAUGCAAGGGACAACUUUGAAAAUCUUCUCUUCAGUGUGUGCUGGUUCUGAGUACAAACAUGCACAUAUUCUCAGAACAUAACAGUAAGUUCAGUUUAUUUGAAACAUUCUCUUAUAUACCUUUGGUAGAAAAUAAAAAAACUGUUAUGGAGUUGCCUCACUGUUUUGUGUUUGAUAUCAAAUGCGGAUGCUUUUUAAAAGGCUAUUUUGAUGAUCAAGUCAUUUCUGAAUUAAAUUAGUUUUGACAUAUCUCAUGCCACAAAUAUCAAGAUAGAGUAUGCAUAAUGGGGCUAAGCUUCUAUUUGGCUGAAUAUGUGUUUGUAAUUAGCAGGAAAAAUGUACAGCAUCAUAGAGGUGAAGAUGUUUUGUUAGUAUAUAAUGGAGAGAUGGGAUUUGGAGAAGUCUAAGAUGCAAUAUAGAAGAGUGUAAUAAUUCUCAGAGCAAUUGUGGGAGUUAAUAGUCCAGUAACUAGGCUGCAACUUGAGUCAUUGAAGCUAUUUUGUUUUCUUUCUUUUAUUUGUUCUUUAUCGACUAUUCUGUUACCUAUGAUUUGAACGCUGAGAGUUUUCAACAACUGCAUUUGCACUAUCUAACAACAAGUCUUUGUAUAUUAAAAGUGGCUAUCUAAUGAAAAAAAUUGGUUUAGCGGUGUUUUUUCUCCUUUCGUUAAACUUUACAGUUCUGUUAAAUAUAUAUACACCUACAAAUCUAAUUAUUUUAUUGCAAUUUAAGAGAUUCUAGUCUCAAAUCUCAAAACUAUUCUUCUCUAGGGUUUUUGUUCUUGCAAAUGAUGCUUUAUGGAUCAAACUUCUGCAUGUCAACAUGUCUCUGGAAGCCCUUCCAAUAGUACUAAAUUACUUAUUAAAACUUUUUGAAGAGUUUGCCAAGAAUACAGGAAACAACAUCGGCCUCUCAUGAAGUAUUUGACUCAAAAUCGAAAUGGAGUUUCCAUUAGGUGUGGAUACUUAAUACUUAUCUAGAGCUAUGGGGAAAUUGAUUCAAGAUAUGAGAGAAGGAAGUGUAAAGAUAAGUGGCGUGGCUUGUUUUUUUAUAAUGAUGGGAAAUAUAGUGGAGAAGACUAUACCAAAUAUGCAAGUGAAAGAGUGUUAAGCAAAGCUAUGGUAAUUUUGCCUCUGGAUCAAAUGAACAAGAUGAAGACUUAAAAAAUCGGUACACAUUUCAUCAAUAAAAUGAACAAGAAUUUAAUGUGACGUAAUUUGAAGACUAUUACUGAAUGAUGAUAUGCUAAUAUUGAUACUACAUUUAGUUGUUAAAAGUAAAUUAGUUUUGCUUGAUCAUAAAAUAAAAUGCUCAUAAAUUUACGGAUGAAACCUAGCUUUUGCUUUUCCAUGUGUUGUGUUUUGAUGAAGCCUUAAAUUAUUUAUGGAAUCUGUUUGUGUCUUUACUUACACAUUGUAUUUUGUGCUGAGGGGAUUGAGCUUAUACUGUGGUGCAUUACCAAUAUGUUUCUAAUUUUUACAUGAUAAUGAGUGAAAAUGGUGUUUUCUGAAUUCCUCUAUAUUUUUAUGAGACUACAAUACUCACUGCUCUACCUUUGUCAUCCAAAUAAAUGUUCAUAAAUCUGAUAUUAGCAUUUGUUACUGAUUCUCACGCUGUUUAUUCUAGAGUUUGUUUGCCUAUGCAUUUUGUUAGUAUUGUAUAAGUUGUGGUUUACAGCUUUAGUGGUCUUAUAGUUUUGAUAAUUUUCUAGGAAAUCAACUUUUAAAGUGAAGGAUCAGUUUUAAAGUUUAUAAACCAGAUAUAAUUGAUUCUAAAGGUUUAAGCAUAUAAAGAAGCUCAGUACUAUUGUUUGUACUAUGAACGAACCACUCGUAUAGAUUUUGAGUCAUUAUUCUCUUAUACACUUUUUUGUAAGUUUUUUUUCUUUUGUCCCUUUUCUUUUGAUAUGUUCAAUUUAGAUUAGCUUUUCCUUUUUUGAGUUUAUGUUUUGUUUUGUUGUUUCAGUGACUAUUAUAUAGGAUUUCCUUUUCAUUUAUAUCUAUAUUGUGUUUCACUUGAUACUAUCUCAAGCUUGAUCUUUAGGUUUGUAUGCCAUAUAAUUCUUUUUCAUUCAUUUUUUCCCCUUUAAUUCAAAAGAUGGUUGAAAUGAUAUUUGAGUGAUUCUAUGUUUGAUAAAAUGACUCAAAAGUAUGAUUUCCUCACAUUUAGCAUUGGUUGAAUUGAGCUAUUGAGCUAUUAUUUGAGUUUGUGCAAUUAUUUGUUUUUGAAGCUUUAAGUUUAUAUUGGUUUUGAUUUCCCAUUUUUAUGUUGAGUAGAUACUCAUGAGAAAAUUACAUUUUAUACCCAUUUUAUUUUAUUUGUUUUAAUUUUUACCUUUAUUUCCAUAUUCUUUAAGAUAUAUUCACUUUUAAUAGAUGUGCCUAUUAUACCCUUUACAUAAAUGUAAAUUAUGUAUUACACUUAAGUAGAAGGUAAGUAUAUAUUAGACAAUUCACUCAUAAAAGUUGGUAGAUUUUAAUUAAAUAAAAUAUGAAGGUAUUUUUAAUUAAUUGAUACAAAAAAAGUAUUCCUCAACUUAUUCCCAUACUCAUUCUCACCAAUGUUUUUGGUAAUGCUAUGUUAAGUUAUACAAAGUUCAUAUUAACUUUCAUUUCCCAUAUAUGUUUUUGAUUGCUCUGCUGCUCAAAAUAUUGUGAAUAGUUUCAUUAAGCUAAAGUAUUAACUCAGGUAUAUAAUGAUUUAAAUUUAAUAUAUGUAUUGAUAAGUUUGAGGUUAUUAUGGGAAAUGAUUUCAGUAAUUUAGAUAUAAGUUGUUAAACGAAUGAAAAAGUGUUUAAAAAUGUAAAGGAAUGAUUUGUUUAAUUAA
Molecule: messenger RNA, 5389 nt
Organism: Cannabis sativa
Lineage: Eukaryota; Viridiplantae; Streptophyta; Magnoliopsida; Rosales; Cannabaceae
Product: pentatricopeptide repeat-containing protein At1g53600, mitochondrial
Exons: 3
Coding region: 167-2365 (732 amino acids)
Biological process (GO): RNA modification
Molecular function (GO): protein binding; RNA binding
Source: RefSeq, a predicted model, not a curated record